UAAACAUAGUUGAAGGAAAAAAAAUCAUAGAUGGGAACUUAAGAAUGGACUGACUCAGUAAGUUGAGAAAGCAAAAAAUGAAAAGAUAAAUUAAAGCAUGCAGCAUGGACGUAGACAUCAAUGGCAACGUGCCUCGGGAAGCCCUGCAACCGUGAUGUGUUCUAUGGAACCGUCAUCACAGUCAUAAUGUUCAUCAAUUCACGUGUGAAAUCACGGUGAAGGUGUGCAAGACGAGUCACCGAAAUGACAGUGCAACAUCCCAGCUUGUCAGCGUUCUGUUCCAUUCAAGCCCCCACCCAUCUCCCAGCCACCGCUUCCGAGGACAGGGCCGCCAAACGGAGACCCCGCAGCACCGCUCGCCCAGAGGAGGCGAAGCCCGGAGCGGUACCCACUGAGCGGCCCCUCCGCUGCCCUUGGCCGUGAUCUCUCGGCGCCCGGCUCCACGCGGCCCCGCUGCUCACCCUCUCAGCACUCUGCUAUCACAGCCAUUGCAUCACCGCGCCCGGCGCUCUGUGCUCUGCUCCGGGUGGGGAACGCGAGCUGCGCGGAACCAUCGUUCCGCGCCUCCAGUUCCUCCGUAACAGUCAGCGUUCGCCCCGCACCCCCACGGAGGGCCCGCAUAGAAGGUGGCCCGCAGGAGCACCCAGCGAGUCGCAAUCCGAACUCUUCCUUCCCACCGCGCUGUCCCGGCAGGAGUUGAGGGGGUGAUGUGUGGCGGUGCUGGUUUCCACCCGGCGCCAUUUUAAAGAGGGGCUGUCGCAGCGCAGCGACUUCCGGCGCCUUUCAGAUCAUCAUUUGGAGGAUUCCAGCACGAGAUUUCUGGAGUCUGCUGUAUCCAGCCAUAAUGAGUUCCUCACUGGUUGCUUAUGAUGAUUCAGACCCUGAGGCAGAAACUGAAAAAGCUGAUGAUCUCAGUACUAGCAGACAAGCAAGCCUUCCGAGUUCUUCUGCAAAUCCUGUUCAGCACUUUGCACCUGGUAUUUUGAGUACAAAAUCUACAUAUGAAACACAGCUUACUGAGAACACUGGCAAUUUUGACGUGAGCGUUGUUUGUGAAGAUCCCCCUGAGCAUUAUGCACUGAAUAAUAACAGUGAUUUGACAUCUUAUUGUAGGAGAGCGUACUCUAGUCCUACUGCAUUAUGUAUGCCCUACAAAAACUAUGAACAGACAUUGAGCUCUUCAAGAAACUCUGGAAAUGGUGCUUCCCAGAAGAGAACACAUAAAGAUAGUCCAACUGCCCCAAAAGGAAUUAGACCAUAUAUCCCUAAAAGAUUACGUCAAGAAAAUUCCAGUGCCUAUGAAAAAAAGGAGUCUGAUCAGAGCGAGAGCACCAGUUGUGAUGUGAAGCUAGAUAUAUCAGGAGAGCAGACAGUGAGAAAGAUAUCUGAAUUAAUUAAGCCAUAUUUAGGAUCCAGGUAUAAAUUAACUGAAGUUCCAAAAAGCUUAAUAUUUCAUAUGUCUAAACACAGCGGCCCUGUUAAUGCAAUCCAGUGGUGUACUGUACGAGAACAAAGUCAUAUGCUUCUCUCAGCUUCUAUGGAUAAAACAAUAAAGGUAUGGGAUGCUGUGGACACAGGUGGUUGUUUGAGGACAUUUUCCUGUCAUUCCUGUGCUGUCCGAGCUGCCCAGUGGUCAUCCUGUGGAAGAAGGAUCCUCAGUGGUGGCUUUGAUUCCAUGCUGCACCUAACAGAUGUGGAGACAGGGAGGCAAAUCAUCAGCAGUAAAAAUGAAUUUAGAAUCAGCACGCUUAAAUUCCACCCUACAGAUUCAAAUGUUUUCAUUUGUGGAGGAUUCAGUCCAGAAGUUAAAGCAUGGGACAUAAGGACUUGUAAGGUGACAAGAGUGUACAAAGCUGCAGUACAACAGACGUUGGAUAUACUCUUUCUUCCUGAAGGAAAAGAAUUUCUUACAAGCACGGACGCAGUGAGCCGUGACUCAGCUGAUCGUACCAUCAUUGCAUGGGACUUCCAAAGUGCUGCAAAAAUUUCCAAUCAGAUUUUUCAUGAGCGUUACACUUGUCCAAGUCUGGCUCUGCACCCAAGAGAGUCUACAUUUGUUGCUCAGACAAAUGGGAACUAUAUGGCAUUGUUUUCCUCCCAGCGACCUUACCGAAUCAACAAAAAGAAGAGAUACGAAGGGCAUAAGGUGGAAGGAUUUGCAGUGGGCUGUGAAUUUUCUCCAGAUGGAACACUUUUGGUAACAGGAAGUUCAGAUGGCAAAGUGUUUUUCUACAACUACAAUACUUCUAGGAUUGUUCGUACUUUGUCAGCACAUAGAGAAGCUUGUGUGAGUGCAGCAUUUCACCCAGUAUUGCCAUCACUCCUUGCAACUUCUGAUUGGGCUGGAGAAAUCAAGAUCUGGCAAUAGCAAGCAAAAUAACUUUUCAUUCAUCAAAGAGCUUGGUAUUUCAGACGGAAUAAACCAUGAUAUGCAAUGUGAUAUUUGUUGUGAUGUGCUGUAGGCAGCAGAGACUGUUAUCUUUUCUUCUUGGACCACUAGACAUAUGCUUUCAUAAUGCAUAUUAUAUGCAUUAAGAGGAUUCUGUGAUUAGCUGCUGAGCAAAUAAGUGUUCUCUCUCUGUCUCUCUCUCUUUCUCUCUCUCUCCCCCCCCUUGGGCCCUGGUGAUGAAUUUCUGCCCUUUUUGUGCCAAUAUUCUGGUGCUUAUCUAGUCCAACCCUGGUGUGAGAAUCUAGACUUGAAGAAAAUUAUUGUCCUUCUUAUGUAGCUUUUACUUUAGCUUUCUUAAACCGGAUUGUCACUGGCUUAGCUCCUUGCCCUGGUCACUCGUGCUGCUCAAGCAAUGCUAUAUUUCCUUGUUGAUAUACGGUUCAAGGCAAAAAACAUCAUCUUACAUGUGAGAGAGGGAAGAUCACAGGACAGGUGGGACUGGCUUUUCUGGAAAUAGGCAGAUAUUACCAGCCCAACUUCUUGUAAAAUGCUCUCUCAGUUUUAAGGGAGAAACUUGGAGCUAAUUAUGAAGUCUCUAAGUCUGUGCUCCCUAGAUUCCUAUAUUUAAGACUGAGUUUUGAACUCAAUUUUAUAACUGUAUAUUAUUGAAACAAAACUAUGUGUAAGUAUUUUUUUUAACGGGAAAAAAUAAAGCUUCUUUUAAUACGA
This is a messenger RNA of Meleagris gallopavo (turkey), 3118 nucleotides long. It is a transcript of the gene WDR25, whose product is annotated as WD repeat domain 25. Gene Ontology annotation, molecular function: protein binding. Lineage: Eukaryota; Metazoa; Chordata; Aves; Galliformes; Phasianidae. The record is from RefSeq and is a predicted model, not a curated record.